Messenger RNA from Boleophthalmus pectinirostris (great blue-spotted mudskipper), 2046 nucleotides. It is a transcript of the gene fbxo32, whose product is annotated as F-box protein 32. Gene Ontology annotation, molecular function: protein binding. Gene Ontology annotation, biological process: protein ubiquitination. Bases 135 to 1214 code for a protein of 359 amino acids. The transcript has 9 exons. Gene Ontology annotation, cellular component: nucleus; SCF ubiquitin ligase complex; cytoplasm. The record is from RefSeq and is a predicted model, not a curated record. Lineage: Eukaryota; Metazoa; Chordata; Actinopteri; Gobiiformes; Gobiidae.
AUAUAAGCAGCUGCGCAAUGACAACACUAGACAACAAAGACGACUAGAAACAAAGUCAUUUCAAGAAGACACACUCAGUCGACUUAUUGCUUGACUUUUUAACAUCAAUUUAAAGUUUUCUCUACAAAUUGAGGAUGCCUUUUCUCGGACAGGACUGGAGGUCACCGGGUCAGAGCUGGGUUAAAACUGAAGAGGGAUGGAAAAAGACAACUACAGACGAUAAAAACAACAAUUUGUCGGUGCAGAGCUUCUGCAAAGCACAAGAGGAGGAGGAGGAGUGCUUCAACAAAGAGAACCUGCUCAUCUCGCUCAACUAUGAUCUGUCUGCCAAAAAGAGAAAAAAGGACCUAAUGAACAACAAUACCAAAGUACCCUAUUUUCACAUGGAGAAGUGGAUUUAUGUUCAUAAAGGAAGCACCAAAGAGCGCCAUGGCUACUGCACACUGGGAGAGGCCUUCAACCGCCUGGAUUUCUGCAGCGCCAUCAAGGACACCAGAAGAUUUAAUUACAUUGUCAGACUCCUGGAGCUUAUCGCCAAGUCCCAGCUCCCCUCACUCAGUGGAGUUGCUCAGAAAAACUACAUGAAUAUUUUGGAGAGAGUGGUGCAGAAAGUCCUGGAUGACCAGCAGAAUGUGCGUCCCAUAAAGGAGCUGCUGCAGAGCCUGUAUGUGUCCCUCUGCAGUCUGGUGCAGGACAUGGGCAAGUCGGUCCUGGUGGGGAACAUCAACAUUUGGGUGCACCGCAUGGAAAACAUCCUGCAGUGGCAGCAGCAGCUGGACAACAUCCAGAUCAACAGACCCACAUCCAGCGGUAUGACCCUCACUGACCUGCCUGACAGCCUGCAGCUCAAAAUUAUGGACAGUCUGUCGGACGGGCGAGACCUGGUCAGUUUGGGACAGGUGUGUCCAGACCUGGGACGGCUCACUGAGGACCGCCUGCUCUGGAAGAAACUCUGCCAGUACCACUUCACAGACAGACAGAUCCGUAAGCGCCUGAUACUCUCAGACAAAGGUCAUCUGGAGUGGAAAAAGAUGUACUUUAAGCUGAGCCGUUGCUACCCGCGCAGAGAGCAAUACAGCGAUACCUUACACUUCUGCACACACUGCCACAUCCUUUUCUGGAAGGACACAAACCACCCCUGCACAGCCAAUAACCCAGAGGGCUGCACUGUGGCACUUUCUCCACAAGACUUUAUCAACCUUUUCAACUUCUGAUGCCACAAAUACAGAUCUAUGUUGUACAUAAUGUACAUACCUGUACAUGUUUUUUGUUAACAGUAAUACUCCAUUUGUAUAUUUUGACUUUGUUAAGAGGGAGAAUGUAAUUUGGUUUCUUUUGAAAAGGUCUGGUGGGUUUAAGAUGUUUACCAUUGGAAGCAUGAGAGGGAAAACAAUGGCAUAAAGGUGCAGUUUGUGAAGAAUUGAGUUUUAGGUUAACAGAAACUUGUGUUUUGAUUAUUUAAACCAAAAAAGUUCCUUUUUAUGUUGAACUUACAAAGGGAUGUUAAAUGUUGCCAUGUGCUAGAUUAUGUAGGUUGGCGCUGGCACAAGGUCAUGGAAGAUGAGUCAGUGAAUGUAAGGAGGUGCUCAUACUAUUAUGUUAAUAUUGCAAUAUAUUUUGUAAUUAACUUUUUCACUUUUAUAUUUUUCUAUGAACUGUGUGUUUAUACAAUGUGAUAACAGCUUUUCUGAACACAGAUUGUAGAUACUAUAGUAGCAACUAUAGUCUUGGACUGUUGUGUGCCUUGUCAUGACACUUUUAAUCGGUACACUUUAAUUUUUGCAUUAACAUGAGCAACAAAUCUGAUUUACACUUAAUAGUAGUAUAAUUACUGGGAUUUAAUACCAAAGUUUGUGUUUACCAUCAUGCAUGUUUCGUUUUUACCCAGUUCAUUGUGUUGUUUACCUGUUUGUUGGGAGUAGCUCCACUUGCACUUUGUGUUUAUAUAUGUAGGCCUUUAUGGACCUGAACUCUGAGGAAAGAAAAUAAUUCUAUGUAUUUCAAUAUUUAUGUUACAUUAAAUAAAUGGAAAUAUAAACAAUAUAA